CAGUUUUAAGAGAAUGGUAAAACCUCAAAUUUCAUUCUUGAUUUGUUGAUUAGAAAGUCACAAUGAUAUCAGAAAGUGGUGUAUUCUCAGAAGCUGUAUUUAUUGUAUCAUCCUUGGAGAAUCCCAAAAUGAGCAUGAUUAGGCUGAACUGAAAGAGAUUUGGACCAAGCACUGGACCAAGCAAAGCCCUACAGUACUGAAAGUGAUUAGUCUGUUUAAUAUUUUAAAAAUGAUGUGGGUACAGAUGAGGAAAACUUACAACUACAUUGAAAAGUAUGGCAAGAACGACAACUGGUUCUUCCUUGCACAUCCCACUACACUUGCUGUCACUGAAAGUUUAAAAUAGCUUCUGUUUACUAGGGAUGCAUCACAACCCUCUGGUCUGGGCUACACAACUGGCAACUUUAAAUACAUGACUACAGAAGGCGGAACUGUCUUUAGCAUAGAGUCUAUGAGAAGACUUAGCCUUCUCAAGAAAUCUAAAAGGUGUGCAGCUGAAGACAUGCAGCUGGCAGUCUGCCUGAAAUAUGCAAGAGAUCUUGCAGAAAUGCAAAGGAUUCCCAAGAAAGCUGUACAUGAUACAAAACCAGUUCUGACUCAACAGACAAUAUCUAAUAACGCUCAGCAAGUAGUAGAAGGCUGCUGUUCAGUUAUGGCUAGUAGUUUUAAUGGACUGACUCAACAGAUGAUAGUAAUAAUGCAUGGUAUAUACCAGAUAAGGGCAUUUGAACAUUACUUCAACACCACACUGAUGUUCUUGCCUCCAAAUGGUUCAGAAAAUGACUGA
Molecule: messenger RNA, 787 nt
Organism: Miniopterus natalensis
Lineage: Eukaryota; Metazoa; Chordata; Mammalia; Chiroptera; Miniopteridae
Gene: C1GALT1C1L
Product: C1GALT1 specific chaperone 1 like
Molecular function (GO): N-acetylgalactosaminide beta-1,3-galactosyltransferase activity
Source: RefSeq, a predicted model, not a curated record